AGGGAUUAAAUGGCAAUUUUUUUUACAUAUAUGCCACCUUUUCUGCUUUGAUGAAAAUGUGUUUCACUGUCUAAAAGUUUAAGCAGUAAUACUUUUGAUGUAAUAUGAACGAUUCGGGUGGUUUAAAUAUAAAAUGUAAAGUCUAAGUUUUAAAUAUGUAAAUAUGUAAUUAUUCUUUAUUGGUUAUUUAACUUGGUGAUCUUUGCCAGCAUGUUAAAGUUGAAUUUCCAAGAAAUGCAUAAGUUGAAAUCCUGGAGGAAUGUUGAUUUAAUCCUUGGAGUAUUGCUGGAAUUGGCUUUCUUGUUUACAUGAAUCUUUCUUUAUUUGGUGUUAAUCUUUCAAAAGUAUUACAGUUAUAAAAAAAAAAAAUGGUGAAAGAAAGCAAGAACCUGCUACUUCAAGUCUUUCUCCGAUUAUCAAUUGGUGUCUUUAAUAUUGAUGUGAUUUUAAUUCUAUAAAUCAUGAAAGAUCUUACAAUUUUUGUAGGUCUAAAACAUCCUAUUCUAUACGAGUUCUUGGUUUGACUUAUAUUUUUUGAAUUCUUUUCAUAUUCAGUUUACAUCAUUUGAUUGCUCAACAAGAAAGUUUAGCUUUCCUUGCAGGAUUAUGGCUUCAAAUUAUUAAGCAGUGGAAGUUUUUUUUUCUUUAUUCUUUACUUUCUCGGCUAAAAAAAAAAAAUUAAUUCUUGUUACAUUUUGAAAUCAGAAUCGAAUUGGUUUUGAGAUUAUGAAUUGUUGUCUCCUUAAGUGGCUAGAAUUUGAUUUGGUUUUUGUAUAUGUUCAUAUCUGGAGUGAUCAUAAUCCCUAUAUAUAUCUAUAUUAGUUUCCUGAGUUUUGUCGCCUUUCACAGCGGCAUACUUACCGUGGAUUCAUUUUUUUUUAACGUAUUCUUCCUUGCUCGAUAGUAUAAAUUACUUGAGGAGAACUUGUUUAGAGGACAUAUUAUUGAUUCUUUUCAUAUGCCUUUAUUUGGAUGUCUGUUUCAAAUAUUCCACUAAAUUUAAUGAAAGUUUUAGGUACAUACCACUUAUUUCCUAUGCAUUUAUAUAUUUCACAGACUUCGUUUCCUUUUUAAUACUUAUGCAACCUAAAUUCUCUCGAAUCGUGGAAUUCGCCUACCUGUUUGUUUUGUUUUUGUGAUUCUUGCGAGGUACAUCGAUAGGUGGACUGGACACCGACGCCUUGUAGCAAGCAGCAAGGACUUCAUCAACCUUCUGGACGCCGGGGAGUUUGCAGGGUCCAAAAAUUAAAUAAUGAAGAACUCUCUAGCAUCGAGUGCUUGCUUCUUUUAGACGACAUUGAGAGUCCAGAAUUGUUCAAUCUCCCCUACACUUCAAUAGUACAUAUCCCUGGAAGCUUCUAUGAUAUGCUUGGAGAAUGCAAGGAAGAAAUAUAUCCAAAUUGGUUCCCUUUGCCUAACAGGA
Molecule: messenger RNA, 1423 nt
Organism: Phalaenopsis equestris
Lineage: Eukaryota; Viridiplantae; Streptophyta; Magnoliopsida; Asparagales; Orchidaceae
Biological process (GO): RNA processing
Molecular function (GO): RNA methyltransferase activity; RNA binding
Source: RefSeq, a predicted model, not a curated record